Messenger RNA from Symbiodinium sp. CCMP2592, 867 nucleotides. NCBI's taxonomy places the organism in Eukaryota, Dinophyceae, Suessiales, Symbiodiniaceae. The record is from the annotation of a GenBank genome assembly.
AUGUCCAGGCCGAAGGAGGCGGUGGUCAAGAAGCCCGCCGUCUCUCGCAAGAGGCUGUCCAAGCGAAACUUCGAGAAUCCGGGACGUAUGCUCCGCGAGACGCCUGCGGAAUGGAAGUACGCCUGGGACCUCGGCAGUGCCUGCCCUGAUUGGGUGGCCUCGAAGAUUGGAUGCUUCGGAAAGAUCGACGUAGUAAACAGCAGGGAGGAGGCAACUCCAGAUGCUCAGCCGGGUGAAGUCGCCGCAGCCAAGCCUGGUGAGGUCAAGUGCCACCGCGUGCUGGUGGACUUCGUUCCCCACAGCCGGGACUACGGUGAGAUGCCCAUCUCAGCAGGCGAAGAGGUCACAAUUCGUUACCCACCUUCCGAGGACUGGAUUUUUGGUUGGAAAGACUGGCCGGAGCACGAUGAGGGAUGGAUUCCGGCACAGUGCCUGGGCAUCGGCAUCAGCCUGGACGAAGAUGAUGUACAGGCGGCUGAAGACAGACGCUCCGGUUCGUCACAGCCAAGCAGCGCAAUGCCAACGCUGCCAAACGAGGCGGGCAAGAAGCAUGGUCGCGACGUCUUCGUCUAUGCUGAUGGCGCCGUGUUCAAAGCCGAUUGGCAGGAGGAUGCUCUAGAUGGAGUGUCCGUCCAGAACAUGGCGCCCAGUUCCGGGAAAAGCCCAGUCGAGGAAGCCAAGGAGAAGGAGAAGGAGGAUGCAGAGAAAUGGCAUCAGCAUGGCAACUGGUGGAGCAAACAGCGACAUCUGAAGACCGCUCAGGAAACCAACGAUGCUCCACGGCGGCCGGCCAAUACCGAUCAGUUCCAAGCUCGCAUAGCGGCACGUGCAUUUGCGGCAGCGACUGCCAAUCAGUCAAAGUCCUAA